Messenger RNA from Kockovaella imperatae, 1065 nucleotides. RefSeq lists its product as hypothetical. The record is from RefSeq and is a predicted model, not a curated record. Lineage: Eukaryota; Fungi; Basidiomycota; Tremellomycetes; Tremellales; Cuniculitremaceae. Gene Ontology annotation, biological process: regulation of DNA-templated transcription. The coding region runs from base 178 to 873 and encodes 231 amino acids. Gene Ontology annotation, molecular function: transcription cis-regulatory region binding; DNA-binding transcription factor activity, RNA polymerase II-specific. Gene Ontology annotation, cellular component: nucleus. The transcript is spliced from 9 exons.
GCGCCUGUGUAAGCCCGCAUGAUCCUCGAGAUUGUCUGAUCUUCAGGACGGAUGCCGGCGAAUGAAGAUCAAAUGCGUCGGCAGGGAACAUCCCCCUUGUCAGCGAUGUAAAAGCGUGUAUCGUCUUUGGAGCAGGAUGUCCGUCAACUGCAGACUCAAGUCACCGAGAUACUUGGCAUGCUGAGACACCAGCACCCUUCAGCCUCUAUGAACAUUACCCGUGACAAUCAUGCAACUGCUGGUCAAUCCAUAAUUCAUACCUCAUCCUCCAUCUACCAGCAGCCAUAUACAUAUACACUAGGACCUUUGACGAACAACUCGGUCAGUGUUGUUGAAGACAGUGGCACGGAGGAUGUGGAAGCGAGUCAUUACAUGAGCAAGCUAUUCGACAACGAUAGAGAUUGCCUGGUCUCUGCACGAUUGCCGGAGGAUGCAGUCGCUUCUUCGACAAACCGCAAGCGAAGACGACAAUCCACCGAAACAUCGGCAGGACGUCGAGGAUUGGAUCCUGUCCAAGCGAAUAUCUGUUCAGAAGAGAUCGGGAAAUCGCUAUACCUAUCGUUUUUCGCCGGUUGUCAUGCCUCCAUGCCCAUCUACGAUCCCGAAUACGACACUUGGUCGAGCCUCGCAAAAGAUUCGCCUUUGUCUCUGGCAGUGAUUCUAUUUGUUGCUCAGCGGAUCAACGAUGCGAAAAGCGGACCUAGCGUCCUACAAGGUCGCCUAAGAGCUCAUGCAGAAUCAUUCAUCCGCGACUUAAUCUUCGAAUCCGAUCUCAAUUUGCGAACUAUCCAGGCAUUGGUCAUCUUCGCGUCUUGGAUUGAGAAUCCUUGGCGGGUCACCCGUGGGUCGUCGUAUACUCAAUGCAGCUUAUGAACACAGAGUUGGCUCUGAGUUUGGCGUGAGUCAUGCAGAGACCGAUGUAUCUGAUCCCGCAGGGUCGAAAAAGAGCUCUACAACACUCUAGGGCAGACUAUCACGGAGUCAGGUUCACCUAACCUGGACUGUCAUCGAUGGACCAUAAUUGGGGCGCGGGUCUGGCUGUGUGUGACCAAAAUGGUUCUCGAG